Messenger RNA from Dentiscutata heterogama, 1486 nucleotides. The record is from the annotation of a GenBank genome assembly. NCBI's taxonomy places the organism in Eukaryota, Fungi, Glomeromycota, Glomeromycetes, Diversisporales, Gigasporaceae.
CACGCCAACACAGUCACGUCUGACGACACCUACUACUGCGCGCACUAAUAAGUCAUCCAAGUCUGUAGCCUCUUCACCAAGUUCACCAAUCUCACCACUUCAAAACAGUACUUUACUUAGAAGAUUCAGGUCGAGUAAAAAAAAAAGUCCAAGGUCUUCUCCUAAAAAGGAAGCCUUAAGAUUGGAUGUUAUUACAGGCGACUGGAUAAGCGUUUGUAACACUCCUUCUAAAGUAAAAAAGGUCAGACCUCAGUGCGAUCGAUUUAUUCCAACUCGUAAUAUUAUGGGUGAUCUAUCAAGUCAUUUCAAUACUACGCACAGGGAAUCAGGGAAAGAACAAUAUAUGGAUAGUGCAGACCUAGAAUAUCAAGAGAAAUUGGCGGAGGCUUGCGGUAUUGCAUUUGAGAGACGAAUUUUGCAAUUUAGUGCACCACCGAAUGGAAAAGAUGAGUUAAGUCAAACAUAUAGUCAAACAUAUAGUCAACGUUCAAAGAAAUUUACUACAUCAAUUCAAUUAAAAAGACGAAUAGCUACUGUCCCUGAACGCAUCCUUGAUGCACCGGGCAUGAUAGAUGAUUAUUAUUUAAAUCUAUUAGAUUGGAACGUUAAGAACAUGCUGGCCAUUGGACUUGAUCAGAAUGUAUACGUCUGGAACGCUGAUACUGGAGAUGUGAGAACUAUUGCUCAAACGGAAGCUAAUGAUUAUGUUUCUAGCUUGUCUUGGUCUCACGAUGGUGAAUACUUGGCUGUAGGAACAAGUGAUGGUGACACUCAAAUAUGGGACAUUUUGAGAGAACAAAAGGUUCGAUCAAUGUCAGGGCAUACUGCUCGUGUUGGUGUUCUAACUUGGAACAAAUAUCUUGUUUCUUCUGGUUGUAAAGAUGGUAGUAUUUGGCAUCAUGAUACUAGGGUUGCACAACAUAAAAUCGCUGAACUACUUGAUCAUGCGAGUGAAGUUUGUGGACUGAAAUGGAGUUAUGACGGUGAACAAUUAGCAAGUGGAGGUAAUGAUAAUCGCGUAAAUAUAUGGGAUGCGAGAUCAAGUAUACCAAAGAUUACAAAAAAUAACCAUCUUGCAGCAGUUAAGGCUGUUGCAUGGUGUCCGUGGAAAAACAAUCUCCUUGCGACAGGCGGAGGUUCAUUUGAUCGUCAGAUCCAUUUCUGGAAUACAAGUUCAGCGUCCCGUCUUAAAUCAAUUGAUACGAGAUCUCAAGUUACUUCAAUAAUUUGGUCAAAAGAAUAUCAAGAACUCUUGUCUACACACGGAUUUCCAGAACAUCAUAUGUCUAUUUGGUCUUAUCCAAAAUGUCGAAAAAUCAUCGACAUUCAAGCUCAUGAUACUCGUGUUUUGCAUUCAGCCAUUAGUCCUGAUGGGCAGGUAGUGGCUACAGCUGCGAGUGAUGAGAAUCUGAAAUUUUGGAGAGUUUUUCAAAGUCAAAGCAAAAAUGAGAGAUCUAGAAGUAGUGUUAAGGAAGAUGGAACAAGU